AUGGCUCUUUAUUACAGUUUAGUAUUUGGAUUAUUAAUAGUUGAAAUUGUAUUUUUCACUAUCUUAUCAUUACCUUAUCCAAGAAAGAUAAGAAGAACAGUGUUGACCACUGUUUCAGCCCCAUUCAGAAAUGAAAAAUUUCAGAUUGCAUUGAAAUGUAUUCUAGGAUUUGUUUUAAUCCUUUUCAUUGAUUCAGUUAAUAGAGUGUUUACUGUUAACAAUGAAUUGAGUGGUUUCAAUCCUAAUGGAAUGAAUGGGAUUGUUAACGAUAGAUCUGAAAUUCAAGCCAGAAGAUUCUAUUCUCAAAGAAACAUGUACCUUUGUGGAUUCACCUUAUUCUUAACUAUGAUAUUGUUAAGAACCUAUUCAUUGGUUGCUGAAUUGAUUGUUACUAAAGAUAAAGUUGAUGCUUUAUCAGCUGAUGGUUUAGAAGAAUCCAAAACCAAUGAUUCUAAGAAAAUCACUGCUUUGAAAGAAGAAUUGGCUGCUAAAGAUCAAGAAUUAGAACUUUUAAAAGAAAAAGCCGAAUCUCUAUCUAAAGACUAUGAUAGUGAAACCAAAUCUAAGGUUAAACAAAGAAAGGCUUAG
Yamadazyma jaroonii is the source of this 588-nucleotide messenger RNA. The record is from the annotation of a GenBank genome assembly. NCBI's taxonomy places the organism in Eukaryota, Fungi, Ascomycota, Pichiomycetes, Serinales, Debaryomycetaceae.